AGUCCAGUAUGCUUACAGAACGCGAGUACAGGACCGUUCCAAAAGUAAUCAUCCUCAGACGAAACGGGGGUAUAGAAAGGGAGUUCCAAAAGUGUGCUACACAACAUGGGCUUGUCAUCUGUAUUCUGCGUGGCAGUGGUUGGGAUUGCACUGGUACUGGGUGAUACUAACAUACCAGCUGGGGCAGUGGAGUUUGAAGGAGAUGUACCUGUGUUUGGAGAGGCUCGAAAUGACACGCUUCUCAACAUUGACGAUACUAGGACAUAUGAAGACUGUGAUGACGUCAUGAAGAGAGGACAGUACAAGAAGCCUGGAGCGUAUCUCAUCUACCUCAACACGUCUGAACCAAUCACUGUAUAUUGUACAUUCGAGGAAGGUUCGGGCGGGUUUGUCAUCAUGCAACAAAAGUAUGGACACGUGUCAUUCGUUCAGAAUUACCAGCGGUACCUGUAUGGGUUCGGGUCGGCCCAUCUGGGUGACUUUUGGUUCGGGCUUAUAAAGACCAAAGCUCUCACUGACCACGGAUACAACAAGCUGACGGUGUGGAUGCAGGACUGUAAUAACAUCCUCAAGAAGGUGAUCUACAACUGGUUCUCACUGGGGCCCUUUUCGACCCACUUCAAACUCAACAUCCACUCCUUUGACCACUUGAACUCGAACCUUCCCGACGACUUCUCGUUCAACAACGGGAUGCCGUUUGCAACCUAUGACAAGCCGGACAUUAAUCACUGUGCCAUUCAUCAAAGAGGAGGUUGGUGGUACAACCGCUGUACCAAGACGCUGCCCACCGGCCGCUAUUACCAGAACUGCUGGUAUACGCCUCAGCGCGGGUUUUACGAUGGAAUAUACUAUGAGGCCUGGCGUGGGUACAGCUACUCGCUGAAAUACAUCAGGAUGGACCUUUCCAAGCACUAAUGAAACAGAUUCUUUCAGACACUUAUAAGGGAAUGGAGAUAAUGUCACAGAAUCCAACAUGUCAAGAAUUAUAAAAAAAUAUAUAUAAUCAAAAACUAUCCUGUUCACUGUUUUUGACAGCAACCAAUUGUAUCCAAACUUGUUAAAUCUGUGGUUUGCCGAAUGCUGGUGCUAAUGUUUAGUCAUUUAUUUUGUUAUGAAAGAGACAUAGAAGAUGAACUCCAUUUUAUAUGUGUGUGUAUCGAUGUUAUCUACAACUACAUAAAACUCAUAUGAAAUUAUUAAAUACAUAAAUUACUUGAAUCAUGUCA
Mya arenaria is the source of this 1226-nucleotide messenger RNA. Its product is annotated as ryncolin-4-like. Bases 106 to 915 code for a protein of 269 amino acids. The transcript is spliced from 5 exons. Lineage: Eukaryota; Metazoa; Mollusca; Bivalvia; Myida; Myidae. The record is from RefSeq and is a predicted model, not a curated record.